CACCUAUUCACAAAACUUUCAAGGUCAGCUGAAACAAUACAACAAUGCAAAAAAAACAAAAUGUUUCAUUUGUAAAGAGAAAUAACUCAUAUACCAACUAUUACCGCUAUACAACAUCUAAUUAAUCAAAUAUAAUUCUAUUUCAAUUGACCAGAUGGAAUAGUUAAAGAAGAAAAACAAAAAAAUUUAACAUACUACUUAUCCAUUAAAUAAUAAUAGACAUACAAAUUAUUCGUAUUUUCAAUUUCAAUUAAUAAUCAAUAAAUAAUUUCAAUUUUAAUAAAUAAAAUUAUGAUAUAAAUAAAAAUUUCAGAAUCACCCUAGCAACUAUAACUAUUAAACAUGUACAGUGUAUAGAGUAUAUGUUCACUAUGCAAUAUAGAUUAAUGUUUUACAAUGUCUAAUAUAUACAUUCAAUUAAUAAUAUUUAUAUGUAUUUUCAUUGAUUUACCUUUAAUUUAUUCAAAUCGAAUUACAUCAAAAUCAACAUAUAUUGUCAAUGAUUUACAAGAUGUGAAUCUUAUGAGUAACCAUGGUAACUCAGUUGAUAAAUCGAAUAUUUCAAAUUAUUUAUGGCAUUUAUUUCAAAAUCGAAAUAUAAAUUCAUAUCAAAUGGAAAAACCAACUUUAUAUUAUACACCUAAUACAAACAAUGAAAUCAGUAAUAAUACAUCAAUUAAAUUUAAUAAAUCAAAACCUUUACAAUUUUAUCAUAAUUUACAAACAUCCGGAAAUGUAAAUAUUUUUCAAAGAUUAAAAAAUGAUCCAGUUCAUAUAAAAGCAGAGAUGAAUUCAAAUUUAAGAAUAACUAAUCAAAUGAUUCAACCUAAUCAAUUAACUAUAUUCCCUAAUCAAAUUCCAUUAAUACCUAAUGAACGACCAUUUCAUAAUCAUUUAUUAUUAAAACAUAAUGAAAUGAUUCGUUUAUUAGGUGGACAAAAUUUUAAUAGUGAAUUUAUGUCAUUUAAUAAACCAUGGGAAGCUAUCAUGUUUCCAAGUGGUAGAUUAAUUUCAUCAACUUUUAUAAAUGAUAAUAAAAAUACAUUUGAAACAUUAUUAUCAUUAAAUAGAAAUCGAAGAUCACGUAAAAUUAAAUCAAAAAAUCAUCAAAAUUUUUUAAAUAUUUAUGAUUCAUAUAAAAAAAGAAAAAAACAUAAUCACAUAGAUACUAAUUUAAAUCAAUUUUUUCAAAAUAUAAUGCAUCGAUUAAAAUUAAUUGAAAAUUUAAAAUAUAAAAAUCAAUUCAAUGAUCAAUUGUUACAUUUUCAAUCGAAUCAACAAUAUUUUAAAUAUAAUCGAAUGAAAAAAAAUCGUCAAUUAAAACGUAUUCUACGAGAAUUUUUAAAUGAUUAUAAUAAUUGUCCAUUAUAUUAUAUAUGGUAUGAUUUAGGACCAAAAUAUUGGCCAAGAUGGAUUAAAACUGGUCAAUGUGUUAAUUUAGCUAAUACUUCAUGUUCACUACCUCCUGGAAUGUAUUGUCAAGAAAAAAAUACAAAGAAUAUAGCUAUACUACGUUAUAUAUGCCCUGAAAAAUGGCCUUUAUCCAAAUGUAAUUGGUAUAGAGUACAUUUACCAAUUGUAACUGAAUGUAGUUGUCAAUGUACAAGUAAAUCAACACAUAAGAAGGAUUCUUGAUAUAAUGUUGAAUAAAUUUAAUGAUAUUUUCUACUAUACCAUUUUUUUAAAAAAUUUUAUCACUGUGGGAUGACUACUCAAGUUUCAGAUAAAAUUAUGACUAAGAUAUUUAAAUGAUAAUGUGUCAUAACGACGAGAUUACACUGUGCUCAGUAUAUUCAUCUAUAGAUGAGUUUAACAUUGAAAUCACUAAAUAAUAAUUCAUUCAUUUAAACAACCGAUGCUUUAGGUGUGAAACGAUGGUGAGUUUUGAGAAUAAAACCUUAUUUGACAUGUAUUAUUUACAAUUAGCUCAUCAAAGUAUAAUUGUAUAUCAAUAAAACAUUCAUCUAUAAGCAAUAAUGCUUGGUGACUAGCAGUGGAAUGCAGUACACAUUUUUCGGCCUAUUUGGAGCUUGUAAGCUGGAAAUACAUCCAUUUCAGAGUUGAUGUUUACUUAAAUGCAGUACCGAUUACUUCAAGCGUCACGGAAUUAUCUAUUUAGCUACUGAGUCGAGAUAGCCGUUUCUACAAUGCAGUGGAGUUCAGUUCAUUUGUAUUGGCUGUUUGAACUUUCCAUCUUUGUUUCUAAUGUUUGUUAUUCAAUGGCAAUAUCGAGAAAAUCCAUUUGAAAUGCACAUAUGCUUAAAAGAGACUGAUCAACAUCAAUGGAAGAUUCAAACAACCAAUACAUGUGAAAUAUUUAUGUUAUUUUAACACAUACAUUAGUCAUAUUUGAUGAUAAGUAAAAUACUAAGCUUACAUUAAAUAAAUAUUCAAACAUCCUAUAACGUAAUGAAGAUGGAUAGUGACUAGCAGUGGAAUCCAGGACGUGCGUUUCGUCCUAUUUGUGGCUCGUCAGCUGGAUUUACCUGCGUAUUAGUGUUGAUCCUCACUCUACGACACAAACCCACUACCGUUCGCUUCAAACGCUAUUGCUUUAUCCACUUAGCUACUGAGUUCCAAUAGCCACCUGUUUGUGUAAUGGGGUGAAGUUUUAAAUUCAAUUGAUGUCAUUAACUUGUAUCUUCCCAUUGUUAUUU
Messenger RNA from Schistosoma bovis, 2657 nucleotides. Lineage: Eukaryota; Metazoa; Platyhelminthes; Trematoda; Strigeidida; Schistosomatidae. The record is from the annotation of a GenBank genome assembly.